Messenger RNA from Haliaeetus leucocephalus (bald eagle), 1064 nucleotides. RefSeq names its product leucine rich repeat containing 71 (gene LRRC71). The record is from RefSeq and is a predicted model, not a curated record. Gene Ontology annotation, molecular function: protein binding. Lineage: Eukaryota; Metazoa; Chordata; Aves; Accipitriformes; Accipitridae. Bases 1 to 972 code for a protein of 323 amino acids. The transcript is spliced from 10 exons.
AUGAGGCGGCGGGGGGAGCGGGUGCCUAGGGAGAAGGCAGCGGUGGCUGCAGAAGAGGAGAUGAAGAGCAUGGAGAGGAAGGUUGAGCAGGGGACAGAGGAGUACCACUGCACCGGCCUCCUGGAGCAGGACUUUCCCGAGCUCUGUGCCCGGGCUGGCAUCACCAGCGUCCCCAAAGUCACCCUCCGGCCAUCUCCGAGCUUCCCUACCGAUGAGGAAUCCACCGAGCUACCGCUGGCGGAGGUCCUUGCCCGCAUCCAGCGCAAGUACAGCCGCUUCCAGCCCUGCAUCCAGGUGGAGAGGGAGCACGAGGACCCCCGGAGUGUCCGUGCCGUCUUCCUGCGAGGCUGGAAGAUUGAGGAGGACAUGCUGGGGGUCCUGAGCCAGUGCCUGCCCGCCCUGGCUGGCCUGCAGGCAGUACACCUCUGGAAGGUUGGGCUGACAGAGCAGCUGCUCCCUGCGUUGGCGGCGCUGCUGGCACACUGUCCUCGUCUGCGGACGCUCAGCCUGGAGGGAAACCCCUUGCCCGAGCCCGCCUUCCACAUGCUGAUGGGGAGCGACAGCACGCUGGCCCACCUCUGGCUGCGCAACAACAGCAUCGGGGAUGCGGCCGCCCAGUUCAUUGGGCAAAGCCUUUCCACCCUGAGCUCCUCCAACCGCAGCCUGGUCUCGCUCGUCCUCAGCUUCAACCGCAUCUCGGACCUUGGAGCCGGCUACAUUGCCAAGGUCCUGGGGCCGUUCGUGCUCACGCAUGCCGAAGUGGUAGAGAGGAGGCGGCUGCUCUUGGCGGAGGCGCUGGGACGGUUCUGCACAACCCCAAAAGAGAUGGAGGAACAGAGCGAGCGUCCCUCCAGCCUACAUGGCAGCAUGGCCCCCAACAAGCUGCCCCCAGCCAAGCAUGGCAAAACCCCCGCCAAGAAGAAGGAGCCACUGCGGAGGGAGGAGGCCAGACAGUCCAAGAAGUGUGAGUGAGGGUCCGAUGGGCUGGGGGGGCGCAGGGGGGGCUGUGCCUGUCUCAGCUCCCUCCCUGCUCUCCUGGCAGCACUGGAGCUGAGAGCCACCCG